Nymphaea colorata (pocket water lily) is the source of this 665-nucleotide messenger RNA. Its product is annotated as 60S ribosomal protein L35-like. The transcript is spliced from 4 exons. Lineage: Eukaryota; Viridiplantae; Streptophyta; Magnoliopsida; Nymphaeales; Nymphaeaceae. The record is from RefSeq and is a predicted model, not a curated record. Bases 128 to 499 code for a protein of 123 amino acids. Gene Ontology annotation, molecular function: structural constituent of ribosome; mRNA binding. Gene Ontology annotation, biological process: maturation of LSU-rRNA from tricistronic rRNA transcript (SSU-rRNA, 5.8S rRNA, LSU-rRNA); translation. Gene Ontology annotation, cellular component: cytosolic large ribosomal subunit; ribosome.
UGGUAGUCAAAAGUGAAUCUUCUUUUCCCGUAUAAAAGCCCUUGUGGCUGUGGAAUUAGGGUUUCUCUCACGGUCUCUCUGUUCGUCGUCGUCCUCAAUCUGUUCCACCGCAGCGUUCGAAUCCGCCAUGGCGAGAAUCAAGGUUCACGAGCUCAGGACGAAGACUAAGACGGAGCUUCUGAACCAACUGAAGGAUCUCAAGGCGGAGCUCGCUCUGCUCCGUGUCGCGAAGGUUACCGGCGGCGCCCCGAACAAGCUCUCCAAGAUAAAGGUCGUGAGGUUGUCGAUCGCACAGGUGCUGACUGUCAUCUCGCAGAAGCAGAAGGCCGCGCUCCGGGAGGCGUACAAGAAGAAGAAGUACAUUCCACUCGAUCUGAGGCCAAAGAAGACCCGUGCUAUCAGACGACGCCUCACAAAGCAUCAGGAAUCUUUGAAGACAGAACGCGAAAAGAAAAGGGAAAAAUAUUUUCCGUUGAGGAAAUAUGCCAUCAAGGCUUAGAUGUAGCCAAAUCAAGCCAGUAAUUGCUUUUGGUUAGAUGAACUAAAAUUAUUUUCCAAUUUUGGGGAAUUGAUUUUGUUAGUUUUUUGGAUUUCCUCCGUGAUAUUUUCUUGUUCUGUGUUGAACCGUUGCGUUUGCAUCAUUUAUAUCAAGCUGUCUCUCUGCA